CGGACUUCAUAACGUGGCAGCUACUGAUUCGCCAAAAAUCAAAUCGUUGUGUGCGGGCUUCCAGCGAGAAACUAUUUGACUUCUCAUCCCCAAACCAAAGAAAAAAAGUCCCCCAAAACCAAGAAAACAGAAAAGCCCAAAGUCACCUCCAACUUUUGCUAUAUCUGUAACUCAUCACUUCAAAUUAAAAAAAAUCUAACCUUUAUUCUCCAUAAUUUGGAUUUGUAGUAGAAGCACUUUUUCUUUUAUCUGUUUUUUUUUAAGUGAUCAAGAAUUUCAACUACAGUAAGCUUCUUCCUAUUUUCAUCACUCAAGUUCUGCUCAAGUUUGUUCUUCUCAUCGUUAAGUUUGACCCCCACAAACGUAUACUCUCUGUUUCUCUGUUAUUUGGCCCUAUUUUUGCCAGCUGAAAUGGAAACAAAACUGAAGGCAGAGAAAAAACAUGGUGGUGAGGCCUUAACUCCUGUUUCUAUGGCUUCUUCAAAUUAUUCAAAAAGGAGAAGCUUCAGUAGACCCUCUUGGCUUCUUUGCACAGUUGCUGAUUUGGAUGAGAAGAUGAAGAAGGUGGCACUGAACAUCCCAGAAAAAGGCAAUGCUGACAGUUUUGCCGAACGUGCUGACGCCUAUUACCAGAAACGGCCACAGCUGUUAGCCUUACUUCAAGAAUUGUACAACAGCUAUGUCUCUUUGGCAGAUCGCUACUGUCAAGCACUUGCCAAGAACCAUGAUCACAAUCGUCGAUAUUCUUCUCCUAUACCAUCGUUAACUUUCAGUGAGAACGAUAACUGUGAUGAGGAAGACAAUGGUGGGGAGAUCAUUGAGUCUGAUGCUGAGAGUUCAUUAUCAUAUCAGCCUCCCUUUCCACCUUCAACACAAGGUAAAUUUGAGGCAGACAUGAUUGUUGCUGACUUGGUGCUCAGAACUGUGGAAUGUGAUUUCGUCUUAGACGAGCUUAAUCAAGUGGAUAAGCAAAACAAUGAGUCAUUAAGGAAGGUAGAGUUGCAGAAAAGCUUACUGGACGUGCUGGAAUCAGAGAGGUUGAUACUGUUAAACGAGAAUGCUAGAUUAGGAUACAAGGUAGCUGCAUUGAUGGAGGAAAACAAAGGGUUAUCUUCGGAAUCUCUGUUCUUGAAGAGGAAGGCUGCUGAGUUAGCAAGGUGCAUAUUAAAAAUGAGGGAGGAUCAUAGGGUUUGCAUGUUAAGUCGAAAGAUUGAGGAUCUUCAAGGGCAAAUAUACGGGCUGGAGAAGAGGAACAAGGAGUAUUAUGAUCAGCUUGUAAAGCAUGAAGAAGAGAAGAAGAGCACGUCCAAAUCGAUGAAGGGUAAAAGAGAAGUUAGUCUAAAGGGUUGCUUUAAAGUUCCUGAAGAUGUUGUUGCUGGGAUUACUAGGAGCUUUAGUUUUGGAAAUCUGAAAAAGGGUGACCAACAGGAAAAUUUCAAAGCUGAAGAUGGGAAGAAAGUUCCUAAGUUGUGGGAUAGGGUCAAGAAGUUUGAUAUCUUCCUUUGUGGACCUAAUUUCAACUCACCCUAUUGCUGAUUAUAGGGAAACAGAAUGUUUACUAGAUUGAAAUUAUAGCUUUACUAGUAUACCGUAAGUUUAGUAGAGACUUAACUCUUGUAUUGUGUAUGUUCUAUUCCAACCUUUUGGCAGGAUACAUGUGACAUCUGAAAAAAA
Molecule: messenger RNA, 1674 nt
Organism: Nicotiana tabacum (common tobacco)
Lineage: Eukaryota; Viridiplantae; Streptophyta; Magnoliopsida; Solanales; Solanaceae
Product: kinase-interacting family protein-like
Molecular function (GO): actin binding
Source: RefSeq, a predicted model, not a curated record